Molecule: messenger RNA, 1244 nt
Organism: Paraphaeosphaeria sporulosa
Lineage: Eukaryota; Fungi; Ascomycota; Dothideomycetes; Pleosporales; Didymosphaeriaceae
Exons: 2
Coding region: 159-1058 (299 amino acids)
Source: RefSeq, a predicted model, not a curated record
CUGCACCGUUCUGCGUUGCUUGAGCCUUAUACUCAAGUGGGCUCUUCUCCCACAAUUCGCAAGCUCCCGAUCAAUUCAGGGUCCUCUCGCCUGUCCUCUGCGGCGCGCGAUCAUCCCUGCACAGCCUCGCGUAUCGAAACAACAACAUUACGUCAUAGAUGUGCUACGCAAACUUCACACAGCACUCCGGCUGUGGACAUAUUGGAGAAACGUCCACGAAGCCUCUGACGCUCUGUGACGAAGCCAUCCAACGUCUCUACUCCUUGCGCGGUCCCAACUCGCCGUCUAUCUCCUCUCCCACCCAGCAAACAAGCUUCUUCCCACCGCCCAAGCGCUCGGCGUCGAAACGAAGGUUCUUGUCACUUUCGCAGACGCUCUCGAGGACAUCUAGCAUCGCGUCACGGUCUUCGCGCUCGAGUGCGGCGACGAGUGUAGAUGGGCGACCGGCGCCGCGAUCCGCGGCUCCGAGUUUCUCACCCAUCACGACUGUAGCUGCAGAUAUCGACUAUGCCAAUCUACCCGUGCAUCAGCUUAAAGCUGUGAAAUGCAGGGAGCCGAUCAGGCGGAGCCAGGUCGCGAGCGACAUGGACGUCUGUCCCGAGUGUAAGAAAGCACUCAUGGAUAUGCGGAGCAUGCUUGAGCGAUACGAUAAGACAGGCUCCAUCCGCGGUACCACAGCCUUUGAGCAGUUCCUACGUUUCGGUGACGACAGGAAUUACACCGCCGAUGGCGAUGUGACAAUCCCUGUGCGCGAUAGCGUAGCCGGCGAGCAUGGCGCAAUGCAGGCUAUCGUGCUCGGCCAUGCUUCGGAGUCGCCCAACCCAAAUGAAAGAGGUGGCACUUGGGGUGACGGCGAUGCGGAGACAUUGAGCGAUCACCACGUCAAUCACGUGAGCCAGCCAAAAGGACCCCAACGCGCUAUGAUCGUAGGACGCGCCAUCGAUGGGCAUCCGAGUGAGGCGGGUUUUCUGGUAGAGGGUGGGACGAAUGGGCUGGGGUACUGGAAGGGGGAUGACGUGAGCAGCUUGGCUACUAGCCGAGUGUUUGCUGGCAUUUAACGCGCGACGAUCGCUUUCCCACGUAUGUGAGGUGGUCAAGCCUCGUGUUAGUGGUAUGUGUAGUUUGCGAGUUGCCUGAAGCGUUGUGAUAGCGUUCCAUAGAUUUCUUUUGUUACUCGAAGUUGUGUGGCAGGACGACAGGUGGACGAUGUGCGGAUUCCUGAACUCAAAUUGUUGAAAAUAGCG